AUGGAUCCCUCCGCACUCAGAUCCCUCUGCACUCAGAUCCCUCUGCACUCAGAUCCAUCUGCACUCAGAUCCCUCCACACUCAGAUCCCUCCGCACUCAGAUCCCUCCGCACUCAGAUCCCUCCGCACUCAGAUCCCUCUGCACUCAGAUCCCUCUGCACUCAGAUCCCUCUGCACUCAGAUCCCUCCGCACUCAGAUCCCUCCGCACUCAGAUCCCUCCGCACUCAGAUCCCUCUGCACUCAGAUCCCUCUGCACUCAGAUCCCUCUGCACUCAGAUCCCUCUGCACUCAGAUCCCUCCGCACUCAGAUCCCUCCGCACUCAGAUCCCUCCGCACUCAGAUCCCUCUGCACUCAGAUCCCUCUGCACUCAGAUCCCUCCGCACUCAGAUCCCUCCGCACUCAGAUCCCUCUGCACUCAGAUCCCUCUGCACUUAGAUCCCUCUGCACUUAGAUCCCUCCGCACUCAGAUCCCUCCGCACUCAGAUCCCUCCGCACUCAGAUCCCUCCGCACUCAGAUCCCUCUGCACUCAGAUCCCUCUGCACUCAGAUCCCUCCGCACUCAGAUCCCUCCGCACUCAGAUCCCUCUGCACUCAGAUCCCUAUCCAUCCGCACUCAGAUCCCUCGGCACUCAGAUCCCUCCGCACUCAGAUCCCUCUGCACUCAGAUCCCUCUGCACUCAGAUUCGUCCGCACUCAGAUCCCUCCGCACUCAGAUCCCUCCGCACUCAGAUCCCUCCGCACUCAGAUCCUUCCGCACUCAGAUCCCUCUGCACUCAGAUCCCUCCGCACUCAGAUCCCUCCGGACUCAGAUCCCUCCGCACUCAGAUCCCUCUGCACUCAGAUUCCUCCGCACUCAGAUCCCUCCGCACUCAGAUCCCUCCGCACUCAGAUCCCUCUGCACUCAGAUUCCUCCGCACUCAGAUCCCUCCGCACUCAGAUCCCUCCGCACUCAGAUCCCUCUGCACUCAGAUCCCCUCACACUCAGAUCCCUCUGCACUCAGAUCCCUCCGCACUCAGAUCCCUCCGCACUCAGAUCCCUCCGCACUCAGAUCCCUCUGCACUCAGAUCCCUCUGCACUCAGAUCCCUCCGCACUCAGAUCCCUCCGCACUCAGAUCCCUCUGCACUCAGAUCCCUCUGCACUCAGAUCCCUCUGCACUUAGAUCCCUCCGCACUCAGAUCCCUCCGCACUCAGAUCCCUCCGCACUCAGAUCCCUCCGCACUCAGAUCCCUCUGCACUCAGAUCCCUCUGCACUCAGAUCCCUCCGCACUCAGAUCCCUCCGCACUCAGAUCCCUCUGCACUCAGAUCCCUGUGCACUCAGAUCCCUCUGCACUCAGAUCCCUCCGCACUCAGAUCCCUCCGCACUCAGAUCCCUCCGCACUCAGAUCCAUCCGCACUCAGAUCCCUCGGCACUCAGAUCCCUCCGCACUCAGAUCCCUCUGCACUCAGAUCCCUCUGCACUCAGAUUCGUCCGCACUCAGAUCCCUCCGCACUCAAAUCCCUCCGCACUCAGAUCCCUCCGCACUCAGAUCCUUCCGCACUCAGAUCCCUCUGCACUCAGAUCCCUCCGCACUCAGAUCCCUCUGGACUCAGAUCCCUCCGCACUCAGAUCCCUCUGCACUCAGAUUCCUCCGCACUCAGAUCCCUCCGCACUCAGAUCCCUCCGCACUCAGAUCCCUCUGCACUCAGAUUCCUCCGCACUCAGAUCCCUCCGCACUCAGAUCCUUCCGCACUCAGAUCCCUCUGCACUCAGAUCCCUCCGCACUCAGAUCCCUCCGGACUCAGAUCCCUCCGCACUCAGAUCCCUCUGCACUCAGAUUCCUCCGCACUCAGAUCCCUCCGCACUCAGAUCCCUCCGCACUCAGAUCCCUCUGCACUCAGAUCCCUCCGCACUCAGAUCCCUCCGCACUCAGAUCCCUCCGCACUCAGAUCCCUCUGCACUCAGAUCCCCUCACACUCAGAUCCCUUCGCUCCGCACUCAGAUUUCUCCGCAAACCAUCCUGCAACCCCUCCUGCGACUCCAGCACCUCUAUCUGCACUGCCAGACAGAGAGAGUACAUGCUCUUGGCAACCUUGCUGUGGCGAACGGGCCAGCCCAGUGCUCCGCCUCCCAGCCCGACGCGCCUCCCCGCCGCCGCGAGUCACAGCCACGGCGGGAGAGGGAGGUGGGGAAACGCUCGCAACGGGAGGGGUUUCGCGGGCGCCGAUGCGGCGGAGUGGGCAAAAUGGGCGGCCCUUUGCCGUGUGAUCGAAAGGAAUCGAUGCCGCGCCACGCCACCUGCAUCCACGCUGGCACCACCCCCGUCGGUGUGUUCCAAGUGAUUUCAGGUCCAGAAACCGUGCUAGUGAUAUCGCCACCGUACGAUGAUUAG
Closterium sp. NIES-65 is the source of this 2373-nucleotide messenger RNA. NCBI's taxonomy places the organism in Eukaryota, Viridiplantae, Streptophyta, Zygnematophyceae, Desmidiales, Closteriaceae. The record is from the annotation of a GenBank genome assembly.